ACAUAUCGUAUGGCAAAAGAAUUUCAGAAGAACACCCUUAUCAUCGUAACACAUUAUCGAGGAGAAUAUUUGCCGACUAUCUGGUCAAGCCAUAAAAAUGUUUUUAAUUAUGAUCAAUAUCUGUACAUCUCGCAAGGGCAAGCUGUAUUGGACUACAAAUAAAAAUGCAGACUCUGGGCAAGGAAAUUAGAUUUCUUUUGAAAGCAGACGAAAUUCCAAUUUAGGAUUAUCAAAAAUCGUCUGGGUCACGUACCACCUUACCAUGGUGAGGGGGAUUUGAACUUUUGCCCCGUCCUCCGAGUCUCAGGUGUUGGAGUUAUCGCUACACGACAACCUCUUGAACCAGUACGAUUAGGAAAUCAGAGAAGAAAAGAAACAAGACUGAGGCUAAACUGUCAUAUAUAGUGUCCUGUUUUGAAAACUUUGUAAGGGUAACCAAAUCAAAAUGAGUGAAGAUAUUGAGAAAAAGUUAUUAAAGGCCCAAAUUAGCCAGAUGGAGGAUAUUUGGCAGGGGGAGUUUACCCGGAGACAGAAUCGAGAGGACCUUUUAGAAUCAGAAUUGUUGAUUGUCAAAGAAUGCCUUUUGAAUGCUGAGAAGAGACAGAAGAAGGAAGUUGAUCUUCUCCGUCAACGUGUCAAGACUGCAGAUAGUUUGCUAUCAUAUUUGAAGUCCAAAGCAAGGAUUAUGUCUAUGCCACGUUUUGGAUACAUUUCUUGUGGUAUUAAAUGUCAAGAAGGUGUGGGAUUUGUUGAUAAAAAGGGUGUCCCCAUGUCUGAGUGGUGUAAGGAUGUUAAUCUUUCUCUGUUUGAAAGCUCCAAGGCCAAAGAAACUGAGGAGAACUCCGUUUCAAAGGCUAAAGAGGAGUUGGUAGGAUCUAAAGAACAAAGUGAUGAAGAGUACACGGAACGAAUAGCGACAACUGUGAUGCUAGUGACUGACGUGAUGGAGGUGCUUCUCAAAAGAACUAUUAUAGCUGAGACAGAGAUUGUUUUGGAGAAGAAAAAAGCUAGUGCUAGUCAGGAUCAAGUGAAAAAAAAGGCACUACAGAUAGAGAGCAUGUGGGCUCGAGUAGAAGAAAUGGAGAAGGUUGCCAAGGGUACUAGUGGUGUCCUCAAGGAAAUGCAGCAGAAGCUUGAAGAUAUGGAACAGGAGACUUCAAGACAAAGACAGCGUGCAACAGAAAAUGAGCAGGAGCUCUGCAGGGUGAGGCACGAUUUUGAGGUUCUAAGGUCUAGUAUUGAUAAUUUAGUUGGUGCAAGGGAAUCCCUCUUGUCCUCUGAGAAGCGAAUCCAAGAGAUGGAGAAAGCUUUGGAAGGGGCUCAUGCUAAAGUUGCAAAUCUGGAGAGCGUAAACAAACAAAAGGGAACAGAAGUUUGUGAUCUGUUGAAAACAAAUGAUAGACUAAGAGCUUCUCUGGAUUUGAAGGAGUCAGAGUUGACAGCCAUGAGAGAACAGUGCAAGAUCCUUACAAUAAAAUCUCGAACAUGAGAGAUAACAUAUUCACUUGGCAAUGACAAUUCUGAUGAAUUGCCAGUGAGAUCAUGUGAGAAUAAAUAAUGGUCUGGUUUUAGAUUGUCCUCAAAAUUGUCUAAUUAGCUCUUUCAGUGAAGAAGAUAUGAGUCUCCAAAUCUAAGCCCAAGACACACCAAUGUAUUUGAAAAUUGACUGCCUCAAGUUCUGAUUUUCGGAUAACAUUUUUUCCAAGUGAAAUUGGAGCCAUGUUAGCUGUCAGUUAAGCUAGUUAUUGCCCAUAAACAUAUUUUAAGACAUCUUUAGAGAGUCUUUUAUGUGGAAAUACUGCUGAACAGAGAAAUUCUUUUGAUUCAUUAAUGAUGUUGUGACAUGUCUUUCAGAUUGAUAUUUUCUGCAGGCAAUUAGUGUUUAGAAUAUGAUGGUGUAAUAAAGAAAAUUCACUUAACAAGUAUUUAGUUGUGAAUCAUGAUUGAAUUC
Cryptomeria japonica (Japanese cedar) is the source of this 1951-nucleotide messenger RNA. RefSeq lists its product as uncharacterized. The record is from RefSeq and is a predicted model, not a curated record. The transcript has 4 exons. Lineage: Eukaryota; Viridiplantae; Streptophyta; Pinopsida; Cupressales; Cupressaceae. Bases 446 to 1489 code for a protein of 347 amino acids.